AUGGCGCGAGUACCAGAGAUCACGGCUCUGCCGGGGGAGACGGGUCCCGCACCGGAAAUAACCAAGGAGUCGGAGAAGGGGACGGACGUGGAGGCGAGCGACAAGAGCAGCGUGGCGGCCGGCGACGUGCAAGAAGAUCUAGCUCCGCAGUACACCGACGAGCAGUACCUCAAGCUGAGGAGGAAGGCUGACAAAUACCUGCUCCCGCUGAUGUGGCUCUGCUACGGCAUCCAGCAGACCGACAAGACGUCCAUCGGGACGCAGGCCACUUUCGGCCUCGCAAAGGAUACCGGGCUCGUAGGCCAGCAGUAUUCGUGGCUGACGACCAUCUUCUACAUCACGUACAUGAUCUUCGAGUUCCCGUCCAACAUCAUCCUGCAGCGGUACCUGAUGGGCCGCACGCUCUCGUGCUACAUGAUCUGCUGGGGCUUCGUUGUCCUGUCCAUCGGCUUCGCGCAGAACUUCACCCACCUCAUCACCCUGCGCGCGCUCCAGGGUCUGUUCGAGUGCUGCAUCUCGCCGGGCUUCAUCCUCGUCGUUGGGAGCUGGUACACGACGCGCGAGCACGCCUCGCGCUCCCUCGUCUUCCAGAGCGCCAACGCCGGAUUCGGCGUCAUCGCGAACCUGAUCCUCUACGGCAUAGGGUCGCUGCAGUACUCGCGCGGCCCCGAGUUCCAGGCCUGGCGAUACAUGUCCUACUUCCUCGGGAGCCUGACGAUCAUCACCGGCUGCCUGUGCCUCUUCCUGCUGGGCACGCCGUCCGAGGUGCGCUGGCUGUCGCCCGAGGAGAAGAAGAUCGCGAACGCGCGCAUCAUGUCCAACAACACCGGGCACGAUCGCACCGGAAUCAAGAGGUGGAAGUGGGAGCAGGCGCGCGAAUGCCUGGUCGACCCUUGCUUCUGGUUUGCGGGCGUCAACGCGUUCCUCAGCUCCGUGCCCAACGGCGGGAUCACCACCUUUGGCUCUAUUAUCAACACGCAAUUCGGAUUCACCAACCUCCAGGUCAUCCUCCUCGACAUACCCCGCAACAUCACGUCGGUGCUGUGGUUCGUCCUCAUCGGUAUCAUAACGAGUAGGAGGAAGGAUCUCCGCAUGUACUUCAUGAUCGUGUCCGUGAUCCCGCCGGUGGCGGGGUUCGUGAUGAUGGCAACGCUGCCGAACGAGCCGCGGUACAAGUGGACCAAGUGGGCAGGCUACUACAUCACGGUGCCGUACGUCGUCGCGCUCUUCCUCGCCUGGACGCUGAUCCCCUCGAACGUCGCCGGCCGCACAAAGCGCACGCUGACCUCGUCUUUCACCUUCGUCGGGUACUGCGUCGGUAACAUGGUCGGGUCGCAGAUCUUCGUCGCGAAGGACGCCCCCCGCUACGUCCCGGGCACCGCCGGUUGCGCCGUGUGCUUUGCGCUGGAGCUGCUGCUGCUCAUCGUCUGGCGGCUCGUGCUCGUGCUGCGGAACCGCCGGCGCGACAAGCACCUGCGCGAGCAGGGCAUCACUGAGGAGGAGAGGAUCGAGCGGGGAAAGCAGCUAGGCGAGCAGGACUGUACCGACUUUGAAAAUCCUUACUUCCGUUACACCAUGUAA
Molecule: messenger RNA, 1581 nt
Organism: Durotheca rogersii
Lineage: Eukaryota; Fungi; Ascomycota; Sordariomycetes; Xylariales; Xylariaceae
Product: MFS general substrate transporter
Exons: 11
Coding region: 1-1581 (526 amino acids)
Biological process (GO): transmembrane transport
Cellular component (GO): membrane
Molecular function (GO): transmembrane transporter activity
Source: RefSeq, a predicted model, not a curated record